Molecule: messenger RNA, 1563 nt
Organism: Saccharomyces mikatae IFO 1815
Lineage: Eukaryota; Fungi; Ascomycota; Saccharomycetes; Saccharomycetales; Saccharomycetaceae
Gene: ALD5
Product: aldehyde dehydrogenase (NAD(P)(+)) ALD5
Exons: 1
Coding region: 1-1563 (520 amino acids)
Molecular function (GO): aldehyde dehydrogenase (NAD+) activity
Source: RefSeq, a predicted model, not a curated record
AUGUUUUCCCGCACAAGAGCGACAACUCUAAAUUCCAACUCAUUUGCCAGAAACUUGUUACGUCUCUAUUCACAAGUACCAUUACGUGUUCCAAUCACUCUACCAAAUGGGUUCACCUAUGAACAACCAACUGGUUUAUUCAUCAAUGGAGAAUUCGUCGCCUCAAAGCAAAAGAAAACGUUUGAUGUGAUCAACCCAUCGAACGAAGAAAAAAUAACGACAGUUUAUAAAGCUAUGGAAGACGAUGUUGAUACAGCCGUUGCUGCUGCUAAAAAAGCCUUCGAAACUAAGUGGUCCAUUGUGGAGCCCGAGGUUCGUGCUAAAGCUUUAUUUAAAUUAGCAGACCUGGUUGAGGAAAAUAAGGAAACGUUAGCUGCCAUCGAAUCUAUGGAUAAUGGUAAGUCCCUAUUUUGCGCACGUGGUGACGUCGCUUUAGUUUCCAAGUACUUGCGUUCCUGUGGCGGCUGGGCAGAUAAAAUUUAUGGUAACGUUAUUGAUACUGGUAGAGACCAUUUCACCUACUCUAUGAAGGAACCGUUAGGUGUUUGUGGCCAAAUAAUCCCCUGGAACUUCCCAUUAUUGAUGUGGUCAUGGAAAAUUGGCCCUGCUUUGGCUACAGGUAACACUGUAGUAUUGAAACCUGCUGAAACAACACCAUUAUCUGCCCUUUUCGCUUCACAGUUGUGCCAGGAGGCAGGUAUACCCGCUGGUGUGGUCAAUAUUCUUCCAGGUUCCGGCAGAGUUGUUGGGGAGAAAUUGAGUGCUCACCCAGAUGUGAAAAAAAUUGCUUUUACAGGCUCUACUGCCACUGGCCGUCAUAUUAUGAAGGUGGCCGCCGAUACUGUGAAAAAGGUUACUUUGGAGCUAGGGGGUAAAUCGCCAAAUAUCGUGUUUGCUGACGCUGAUAUAAAUAAAGCCGUUGAAAAUAUCGCCUUUGGCAUCUUUUACAAUUCUGGUGAAGUUUGUUGUGCAGGUUCCAGAAUAUACAUUCAAGAUACAGUGUAUGAAGAAGUGUUGGAAAAAUUAAAGGAUUACACGGAAUCGCUUAAAGUUGGGGACCCAUUUAAUGAGGAAGUUUUCCAAGGAGCUCAAACAUCUGAAAAGCAACUGCAUAAAAUUCUGGAGUAUGUCGAUGUAGCAAAAUCAGAAGGGGCUCGACUUGUGACCGGAGGUGUCAGACAUGGCAAUAAGGGUUUCUUUGUCAAGCCAACUGUGUUUGCUGACGUCAAAGAGGAUAUGAGAAUUGUUAAAGAAGAAGUGUUUGGCCCCAUCGUAACCGUUUCUAAAUUUUCUACUGUUGAUGACGUGAUCGCUAUGGCAAAUGACUCUCAGUAUGGAUUAGCGGCCGGUAUUCACACAAAUGAUAUCAACAAGGCCAUUGAUGUCUCCAAAAGAGUGAAGGCAGGUACCGUUUGGGUGAAUACUUAUAACAACUUUCACCAAAAUGUUCCUUUUGGUGGCUUUGGUCAGUCAGGUAUUGGACGUGAAAUGGGUGAGGCUGCUUUGAGUAAUUACACUCAAACAAAGUCUGUUAGAAUUGCUAUUGACAGACCAGUUCGUUAG